AUGUGGAUUGAAGCGAUUGAUUUCACGAAAUUUCACAUCUCCGGUGGAUGCAUCGUUAAUAGUCUUUGCAAACAACCAUUUCCAGAUACUGCUCUUGGACAAGUAGAUAUAAAUUUCAACGGCAACUCAUUGAGCGAGUUCGAAGGUGCCGUUGCUAAUGUAUUUAGUAAUUUAACAUCAAUUUUGUCAAAGAACGAUCAUCGUUUAAGUGCAACAUUAAUAAAAAAGAGCAGCAGUAUUUACACUGCAAUACUACCUUUUGAUAUUAAGUUACGAUUUAAUUUUAAAGAUGUUCCUGAAAAAACAAAUCCUGUGAGCUAUGUACUUUAUUCUAGUGACCUCGAUGCAUCAAAGUCAUCAAAUCCAGAAAAACGAUCUUCAACAGAAGAUCUGAAUGUUCAAGCAAAAAAAAAGAAAAUAGAAACUCCUAUGCUUGAACAAAGAGUCCCGAUGGCUUCUGAUGGAAAUACCACUCCACCAAAAUUUGUGAGCGCAGCUACAAUGCGUGUACCAAUUCCAGAAAUUACCGAUGAAGAGCUUUUAGCAUUUACGCUCGAAUUUGAACGUAAACAUGGUAUUUAA
Molecule: messenger RNA, 582 nt
Organism: Rotaria sp. Silwood1
Lineage: Eukaryota; Metazoa; Rotifera; Eurotatoria; Philodinida; Philodinidae
Source: the annotation of a GenBank genome assembly